AUGAACCACCACAAAGAACAACCUGAAGCCACCAUCGACCUAUCUGCUUUCAUAGCACAAAUCAUGUCGUCUGAGAGCAGACUGAGAGAUCGUGGUGGUGCCGCCUUCCAACCACCAUAUCUCAGAAACCCGAAUCUUGAAGGCACGAAUAUUGGGGCCUUGAUGAUCAUUCACCGUGGUGGUGGCUCGGGGUUGUUAUCUGGUGAGGUGAAUGAUAGUUGUGGUGUUAAUAUCUAUGUAAAUAAUAAUAUUCAAGGGUUGAAUAAUUCUAUAAUGAUUGGAAGUCGGUUGCAUAUGGGUGAUCCUGGAGUGUGGUUGACAUUGAAAGAUUCAAAAUUGAAGAGAUGGUUUUCCAAGAAAACUGAUACAAUGUGUUUAUCUAUAGGAUUUUAUGUGUUAUUUGUUCUCGUGAUUGUUUUGGCGUUCGUUGUGAUGUUCAUGUAA
Molecule: messenger RNA, 444 nt
Organism: Lactuca virosa
Lineage: Eukaryota; Viridiplantae; Streptophyta; Magnoliopsida; Asterales; Asteraceae
Source: the annotation of a GenBank genome assembly